Hibiscus syriacus is the source of this 726-nucleotide messenger RNA. RefSeq names its product NADH dehydrogenase [ubiquinone] 1 beta subcomplex subunit 9-like. Bases 88 to 441 code for a protein of 117 amino acids. Gene Ontology annotation, biological process: mitochondrial electron transport, NADH to ubiquinone. The record is from RefSeq and is a predicted model, not a curated record. NCBI's taxonomy places the organism in Eukaryota, Viridiplantae, Streptophyta, Magnoliopsida, Malvales, Malvaceae. The transcript has 6 exons.
GUGGGGUAAAGGAGACACAGAGAGAUAGAGAGAAGAGUGUAGUCUAAGAGAAACCAAACGCAAAAAUAAAAAAAAAAAGCAACCGAAAUGAGCGGAGCCACGACGGCGGUGUAUUUAGCUCGAAGAGCGGCGCAAAAGGAGAGGGUCCGGAUCCUCUACCGCUGUGCCCUCAAAGACACCCUCAACUGGGCCGUCCAUCGCCAUAUCUUCUAUCAAGAUGCCUCUGACCUUCGCGAGAAAUUCGAAGCCAACAAGCAUGUGGAAGAUCUUGACACAAUUGACAAAAUGAUAGCUGCAGGUGAAGCAACUUAUGAUAAGUGGAGGCAUCCUGAUCCUUAUAUAGUUCCUUGGGCUCCUGGCGGUUCCAAGUUUACUCGAAACCCUUUCCCACCUUCUGGGAUUGAGAUUGUGUAUGAUUAUGGUCGAGAAGAGAAUGAUUAAGACAUCCAUCUUUUCAUAUCCCAAGCAAUAAAGGCAGGUCUAAUGGAUCCUUGAGUGUGUAACAAGGGAUCUUGGACAGCGACUACUUUCCAAUCUUUCAACUGAGAUAAGACUUCUAUUAACAUUCAUGUUGAUAUUUCUUUGUGUCUGGUCUUUUGUGUAAUAAAAGAUCACUGGUCGGAAUAUAGGUACUAGAAUGCUUGUUGACUUGGUACAGAAUUACAAUCUUUAAUCUUUCUUCUGACAAACUAUUUUUCUUUAAAUUAUAUAUGCCGUUGUUCGUCA